Catharus ustulatus (Swainson's thrush) is the source of this 590-nucleotide messenger RNA. It is a transcript of the gene VKORC1, whose product is annotated as vitamin K epoxide reductase complex subunit 1. Gene Ontology annotation, molecular function: vitamin-K-epoxide reductase (warfarin-sensitive) activity. Gene Ontology annotation, biological process: vitamin K metabolic process; peptidyl-glutamic acid carboxylation. The record is from RefSeq and is a predicted model, not a curated record. Lineage: Eukaryota; Metazoa; Chordata; Aves; Passeriformes; Turdidae. The transcript is spliced from 4 exons. The coding region runs from base 16 to 489 and encodes 157 amino acids.
AAUGGGGGUUGAGCGAUGGCGGCGCUUGCGUGGCGGGCGGCGCUGUGCUUGGCGGGCGCGGCGCUGUCGCUGUACGCGCUGCACGUCGAGCACAAUGCCGCUCGGGACCCGUCCUACCGAGCCGCCUGCGACCUGGCGCCCUCCGUGUCUUGCACUCGGGUGUUUUCCUCCCGGUGGGGGCGUGGCCUGGGGCUGGUGGAGCCGGUGCUGGGCAAGGACAGCGCCGUGAACGUCCCCAACGGCGCCGUCGGGCUCCUGUUCUACCUGCUGCAGGGGCUGCUGGGGCUGUCCCGCUCCCGCCUGGCCUCGGUGGCGCUGCUGGGGACGUCGGUGGCGUCGGCGCUGGCGUCGCUGUGGCUGGCGGCCGUGCUGGCGUUCGGGCUCCGGGAUCUGUGCCUGGUCUGCGUCAGCACCUACGGGGUUAACCUGGCGCUGCUGGCGCUCAACCUGAGACAAAGGAGGGGGGAAACGGGGAAGAAACGGGACUGAAACGGGGGAAAUCCACCCAAAAUCGAGGGGAAUCCACCCAAAGUUGACAUAGAGGGAGGUGAAGUUACAGCACGUGGAGGAAAAGUUACAUGGAAGGGUCA